Molecule: messenger RNA, 3214 nt
Organism: Mytilus trossulus (common blue mussel)
Lineage: Eukaryota; Metazoa; Mollusca; Bivalvia; Mytilida; Mytilidae
Product: enkurin domain-containing protein 1-like
Exons: 7
Coding region: 184-1032 (282 amino acids)
Cellular component (GO): cytoplasmic microtubule
Source: RefSeq, a predicted model, not a curated record
GAAAAUUCGAACGUCACGUGAUCGAAACAAUUUACAAUGGAGUCCUGUGAAUAGUUUACCUUGUCAACACACGUUUUGGCCAUUUGCGAAACAAAACAUCAGUUUAUCGCAAGCCAGAAGAAGGAACAGAGUAUAGUUAUUAUACAUCUUACAGCACAACAUUAGAUCUUCUGUGGUUUUAAAAUGAAAACACAGACAGCAAAUACGUUCUCCCUACAAGGUUCAGGUUUUAGUAACCUACAAAGUCAUUAUAGACCAGACUCCAGAUCAAAGAAUCAUUAUGCUGAAAACAUGAGAAGAAUCAGAUCGAUUCAGAGACAAAGUAGACAGAAGGAAAGUGACACUCACCAGCCGGUUAAAGCUUUGUGGAAGUCAGAGAAAUACAGUUCUGUCACAUCAAAGAUUAAAGACGACAUUCAGAAAGAACCAGCAGUUCCAAGGCCACAUUCAGCUAAUUUCCUUAGAGCACAUUCCAGGAUGGGACCCCCAGCUAUCCCAGUACAGAAUCGACCAUGUUCUGCGGAACCACCAAAAGAAAAACUGACCAUUCCAGUAGCCUCGUCAGCUAGUGAUGUUAAGUUAACAAGACAUAAUUUUGACUUUAUAAAAGUCAAUGGUAUUGCAGCAAGGAAUUCUAGAAUGUACAAGAGUCCAAGUCUGACGAAUUUAGAUGAAUUAAAGAAAAAACAAGAUGAUGAGUUAAAACGAUACAAGAAAGGAGUAGUACCUCACUAUUUAGUAAAUAGAAAAGAUCAAUGGAAGAAAGAUGAAGAAGAUAGAAUAGCUAACACACCUGAUCCAGCUAUGCCACCCGGUCAUAAAGUUUUACCUGAAAAUGAGAGAUUACAGACCCUUAAUCUGUUGAAAGAAAGAGAAAGGGAACUGAUGAAGCUGUUAUCUGGCCUCCCGUUACGAAUGGAUACGUUUAGACUAAGGACAGAAAAACAAGAAAUAGAGGCAAAGUUAUCAGAAAUUGAUGAGGGAAAGAAGAUAUUUUCAAAACCGAAAGUUUUUGUGAGGAUAGACAGCUAGUGCAUUGUGGGAUCAAAGUAUGAUGCUAGUGCAUCAUUGGAAUGGUGCAAGUGCAUCAUGGGACAAUUUGCAUGAUGCUGUGCAUUAUGAUAUUUCAAUAAAAUGCAAUACAUUGUGUGACAUAGACUGAAAUCAAACUGGAUUUUUAUAGACAUGCUGACAAUAUUUUGCUAUUAUGUAACUUCUAUCGCUAAUUGAAAGUAGAAUCUUUUUAAAUGUUGUGUAUUUAUAUGUUCCCAGAGAAUCCUGUGAUACUUAGAAAUUCAGAUGUUGUUUUUUUAGAUAACAGCUUACUGUUAGUAAUUUUGAUGCACAAUUUUAUAAUUAUUAACAAUGCCAAUUAAAAAUUGAAAAUUGCUUUUAUUAUUGAAAUUGCAUUUCUUUUCUGUGGUAAAGGAACUUAAAAAAAAAUUAACAUCAGAAACCAUAUUUUUCUGCACAUGGUCAAUUCUUUUUAAUUGUUAGUAUUUUACUUUAGGGCUUUUAAAAUUGAAAUCCAGCCAUUUCAAAUAAAUAAUUGAUUUGAUAUGUAAAUCUUAAAAACCUACUGUUGAUCACUUGCAAAGAAAUAUUCAUUAUUAGGUCAGAAAAAGUAAACUUUUUUGUAUGAGUCUUAGACACUAGGGAAGGUCAAGGUUAACUGAACCCUUCAACAGUUUCUUGCCAGAUACAAAAAAGUUGAUAUUUUUCUGACAUUGAUCUGCUAGUAUUGUUUUUAUUCUGGGGCUAGAAGUGGUUUUAUAAGUAUAUAAUUUCUUGGAAUGUUUUUGAAGAUGAUCAAAUUUUAAAAGUUAGUUAAUAUAUUUUAUUUGUCUGCUUGGAUAGAACAUAAUGGUUUGAUAAAACUGUCUUUUGCUUACUAUUGCUUACUAGAUUUUAAAGAAAAUUAUUAUUCACUUUGAACAAAUAAGUAAUUUGAAAGUGUUUGUUGUGCUAUAACCUGUUCAUUACUCAUUAUGAUCAUUGUUGGAGUUCUGUCAUAUCACCAUUUACUCCAUAUCUUUUUUAACCUCAUUGAGGCAGAGGAAUAUAGUAAUGCUUAUGAUCUUCAAUCAUCAUACUUUUGGUUUCAUGUUGAAAUUUAAAUUACUGCUUGAACAAGGCUUUUGAAGUUUGGAAGUUAUUACUAUUGCGUAAAUCUAUUGUUUUCAUUAAUUUAGUUUUAAAAAAAAGUCUCUUUGUAAAACUACUUGUAGUAAAAUUGACUCAUGAAAAUAGCAUUAUAGAUAACAGACUAAGAGUAUGCUCAAACAUUUAUUUAGACACAGAAAACAAUUAAAAGGAUUUAGUUUUAGUUGUUGUUACUACAUGUAAUGUGGGUUUUUUUUAUUAUAGAAAAAGUGUAACUGUUAUUGCACCAUGUAAAACAAUUAUACAGUUGUAUUAUUAAAAUUAUAUGGUGUUUUUAAUAAAAAAAAAAAGUAAAACUUACUUGUAGGUUACAUGUCAUCAAUUCAAUUCAAUUCUAAACAUUACUUUUGUUUACAUACUUCAUUUAAAACAAUUGUAAAUUUGCUGACCUUUAUUGAGCAAUUUUAGAAUAUUCUUUUUUUGUCAUUUUUAUAUGUAAUAAAUUUUAAUGUGCAUUUUGAAAUAAGUAAUUAUUUUUAAAGUCUUUACUUGCAACUUUUUCAGUGAAACAGGUACUAAUUUUGCAUUGAAUGUUUAAAAUUAAAUUCAAAUUAUCUCCUCUGAAAAUCCAACAAACAAUAUAACUUCAUUGCAAAGUUCAUUUUGCUUGUGACUUGAAAACAUAUUUUGAUUUAUAAUCUCAAGGGCAGACAACAUCAAUAUUGUUUUAAUUGGAACUGCUCUGAGUCGAUUAUCUCUUUAAAUAAGUAAACAAAGGGGAGAUAAUUUAACUGAAAGACCAAAAAAGAUUUGAUUUUUCCCGAAAAAGUAAGCUGUUAUGAAAAAUAAUCAGGUUGUAUUUCUCAAUGAUAGUUGACUUGUCAUAAAUGUUUUCUAAUGUAUAAAUUAUUGUGUAAAUUAAAAAAAUUGCAAGUUUGCUAGCGCGCACAUAUCUCUUUUACACAGAUUUAGUAUAUAUAUGUUGCCCACUGAUAUAGUUUAGAAUUUACAAAAGUUUGCAGAAUUGUAAUCUUUUAUUUAUUUUGUACAUACUUAUUUUAUAUUCUAUCCCUUUAGGAAGAUAAAGAGCAGUAAUAUACUAUUGUUGAAA